Molecule: messenger RNA, 3597 nt
Organism: Talaromyces amestolkiae
Lineage: Eukaryota; Fungi; Ascomycota; Eurotiomycetes; Eurotiales; Trichocomaceae
Exons: 1
Coding region: 1-3597 (1198 amino acids)
Cellular component (GO): nucleus
Molecular function (GO): histone deacetylase activity
Source: RefSeq, a predicted model, not a curated record
AUGGAAGAUCGAAGCAAUUAUCCUCCUGCUCGUUCGCCUGACGAACCACCCCUCCCUCCCCCGAGGACUCUCAACCUCGCCAACGACUUUGAUCGUCUGUCGCUAACAACGACUGCCUCCUACGGUAGUCCUCUACUCGCGUCGUCCCCUACGCCCUCUCCUCGCUCACCUAGUCAAGCCUCGACUCGAAUGCGCAAUGUCUCCUCGACGACCCCUGCCUCCCUGAAAUCAAACACACCAGCUCUACGCAAAACACCAAGCAACGCCUCGCUUCGCGAUGAAAGACGGCUUUCUACACCCUCUCUACAGAAACGCGCUUCGACCACUUCGCUGCGAUCGGUCAGUCUCAGUAGGGAACAAGGGGCACCUUCAAGUCUAUCAAGGCGUUCCUCGUCAAAUGUCCUGGGCGCCAUGUAUUCACAAAAACCACCUAUUCCUGCGGUGGUAGAAGCGCCUACUGCCUCGUCGAUUGCUGCAGAACAUUUUAAAGCGGAGCUCACUCUGCAUCAAUCAGUAGACCUCCAGUCAAAGACGGCCGUGAUUAUUCAGGAUGCCUGUUAUGGCCACCGUUUCUCAAGACCAUACACGAGCAAGGAGGGUCUUUCAACCAUCGUCGAGCGACCUGAACGUUUGCGCGCGAGUUUGCUUGGAAUGUCCACUGCGUAUAUUCGUGUGGGGAAGCGUCAUGCUGGUUCGUCCUUUGCGCCUCGUCCAGGACUCAACAUUGACCUACUUCCACCACCACCGUUCCAAAUUCGCAAGUCUACAAGAGCGAUUCCACUAAACUCCCCAGCUGUAACCUAUGUUCAUGGCGAUAAGUGGAUGGAAGAUUUGCGGACUAUGUGCAAUGCGGCUGAAUCUCGCUUGGCUUUGAAUGGAAGAGAAAUCGUGCGACCAAGAAGCGCAGGAAAGAAGGACCCUGACGAAAAACCACUUCAUGAUGGAGACUUGUAUCUCUGCCCUGAGUCCCUAGACGCUUUCCAGGGAGCGCUAGGCGGCGUAUGUGAUGCGGUUGAUACAGUUCUGACUGAUAAUCCAACCAGACGAGCCUUUGUCUGCGUCCGUCCUCCUGGCCACCAUUGCGCUUCAACAGAUCCAUCUGGUUUCUGCUGGCUCAACAACGUCCACGUUGGUAUCACUCACGCUGCAAUGGUACACGGCUUGACCCAUGCUGCGAUCAUCGACUUCGAUCUUCACCACGGCGACGGAUCUCAGGCUAUCGCAUAUAAGCAGAAUGAGCACGCCUGGUAUCUCCAACAACGCGGAGGUGCAGCUGCCAGGAAUGCAGCCCCGCAAAAAAAGACUGCAAUCGGAUACUACAGUCUACAUGACAUCAAUUCCUUUCCUUGCGAGAAUGGAGAAAUGGAGAAAAUUGUGAAUGCUAGCGUUUGCAUUGACAACGCUCACGGUCAGUCGAUCUGGAAUGUCCACCUUGAACCCUGGAAAACACAUGAAGAAUUCUGGAAGCUGUACCGCGAUAAGUAUCUGGUUAUACUGGAGAAGGCUAAAAACUUCUUACGCUCUCAUACACAACGUCUCGAGAGUAUCGAAGGCGGACCUGCCCCCAAGGCCGCAAUUUUCAUAUCUGCAGGCUUCGAUGCAAGCGAGUACGAGGGUGCUGGAAUGCAGCGACACAAAGUCAAUGUGCCCACCGACUUUUAUGCUCGUUUCACGGCCGAUAUUGUUCGACUCGCAGAGGAGGAAGGUCUCGGUACGGGAGGGCGAGUUAUUAGUGUGCUAGAGGGCGGCUACAGCAAUCGAGCGUUGGCCAGUGGUGUUCUUAGCCAUCUUUCGGCGCUCGCAGAUACUCGAAUCUACAGCGACGCAUCUGAACAGCGAAGUGGUCUGGCUUCUGAGAUGAGUGGACGGUUGGGCUUGGGAUUGGUGGAAACGGGACAAGACUUUGCUCAAGAAGACAUUGGGCCUGCUUUUGAGACUGAUUGGUGGGCACCUGAUUUGUUGGACGAAUUGGAGCUUUUGGCAUUUCCUCCACCUGCUUUCCCCAAGAAAGCGCCAAAGUCUGGACCGACCUAUUUCUCCCCUACACAAGCAUCUACUGCAAGGGUCACGACCACGUUACGAGAGAGGAAGUCCUCAACCAAUCUGACAGCUGAUAAUUACACUACAGAGCUACUUCCUGAAGUGGGAUGGGCAACUUCUGCGCAUGAACUGUGGAAAUGCGUCAUACCCACGGACCGCGAGACUAUGAGCUUCCAGUUUGAUGAGCUCAAAGCUAGGGCUGCCGAAGCCAAAAAGAAGAAGCAAGCAAAUGUGGAACCACCUUCCACACCUUCAGGGAACACCCGUAGACAACUUCGAGUCAGGACAAGCAAGACGACCUCGCCCGACACUCCAGCCGCGAAAGCUCAAACGCCUCGUCGGGUCAGCGCCCGCAACAAUCGCCGAACCACUAUUGGGUCUGCAAGUGACUUGCCCGAGCCUUUAACAGACGCUAAAGCUGCCAAUCCGGAGCGUCGGAGACAAAGCGCUAUUGGUGCGGUUUCUGAGAACAGUGAAAACACUUCUGGUUCUGGUAGCAGAACCCCCACUCGCGCUAGUUCGCGCAUGUCGUCCACCCCGAGUCAGACACCUGCGAGUGCUGUCGUCAACAAAAAGGCAAGGGUAUCCAGUGGGUCGCGUGCUGGGACGCCGAAAAGAAAUGCAAGCCCACGAAAGGUUCCACCAUUGCCAAAAGUGCCUUCACUGUACAUGAACAAUCUCAAUGCUCCUGCUUCUACUGGUAGUAGAGCGUCAUCACAAUCCGCUAGCGAUGACGUGGCAAAGGUGAAUGAAAAUGCCGAGAACGAAAACCGCAUCGAUGAUCUAUCAGCCGGCAUGAAGAAGAUGAGUCUCAAACUCAAAGUUCCGUCACCAGAGGAGAAUGCGUUGCGAGAGAAUAAGGCUGCAGAACAACGUAAGAAGGCUACUGCAAAGAAACCCACACCCAAGCCAACCGUUCCAAAGACUGCUCGUAGUACCAAGCCAACCUCGAAAGCGGCUCCGGCCCAAUCACAGCCACCACGUAAUGUACUGCCAAAGCUAGAAAAAGGCAACGUGCACGACAGUCCUAUGAAGCUCGAGAUUCCUCCCGCGGUGCCCGCUAUUUCCGCGCCUCUCGAUAGUGGUAAAGAGAUUUCCGUGAAGGUGGAACAUAACGAUAUAUCUCCUUCUAUGAACUCGUACCAAGGAUUCUCUACCGAUGGGCUAGCAUCUCAACAAAUGGGCUUGCCACUAUCGCCGGUCUCCCCUCUUGGACUCCCACCGGCUUCGUCAGCACCAUAUUCCGGUAACGAGCCGACCAUGCAGCCUGAUAUCAUGGCCCAGCCACCGGUUUCCAUGUCUUAUACAGCCGCCCCUCAACCUGGCGGAAACCUACCUGUUUUUAGCUCUACAGGUCAUAUCCCUUUUGCUAUGACUUUCAACCAAGCACAUCCCGCACACGUUGCUGAGCCUAUCGAUCAGCCUCAAGCUCAGCCUCAGGCGGGAUACGAUGCAAACUAUCAAUUUCCUCCGCAUGUGGGUAGUGUGCAGCCACAGGAUACAGACCACCCGGCUUAUGCUCACCAGCAACACUACGAAAACCCCGAAAACGCCUGA